Messenger RNA from Scleropages formosus (Asian bonytongue), 2235 nucleotides. It is a transcript of the gene ahrra, whose product is annotated as aryl-hydrocarbon receptor repressor a. Bases 277 to 2235 code for a protein of 652 amino acids. The record is from RefSeq and is a predicted model, not a curated record. Gene Ontology annotation, molecular function: protein dimerization activity; nuclear receptor activity; transcription cis-regulatory region binding. Lineage: Eukaryota; Metazoa; Chordata; Actinopteri; Osteoglossiformes; Osteoglossidae. Gene Ontology annotation, biological process: regulation of transcription by RNA polymerase II; xenobiotic metabolic process; response to xenobiotic stimulus. Gene Ontology annotation, cellular component: aryl hydrocarbon receptor complex; nucleus. The transcript is spliced from 10 exons.
CUGAAGCACGAGGAAGUGAGAAACCCGGACGGCUAUAAAACAUGAACCGCUGCACUGCAGCCGGACAGUCGCGCAGUUCACCUAGCCUUUGCUUUAUUUUCUUUGCCAAAUUUCGCUGCCUGUGAAAGAUAGACAUUUAAUACAUUGUAUCGCCAAAUAGUAUUGCUGAGUGAUUAAUACGGUUAAAAACAGGCACUGGACGGUGGAUACUACUUGCUUGCGGACUUUGGCAGACAAAAGGACACCUGUUACUGUAGCUGGACGGAGAGGAGGACCAUGAUCCCCCCGGGAGAGUGUCUGUACGCCGGCAGGAAACGACGGAAACCCGUUCAGAAACAGAAGCCUAUGGGGGCGACUCAAAAGUCGAAUCCAUCAAAGAGGCAUCGUGACCGGCUGAACGCGGAGCUGGAUCGUCUUGCCGGCCUUCUGCCCUUCUCCCCAGAAGUCAUCUCCAAGCUGGACAAGCUUUCUGUGCUGAGACUCAGUGUCAGCUACCUCAGGGUCAAGAGCUUCUUUCAAGCCAUCCAGGAGAAACCUGCCAGAACACACAGCACUGAGCCUGUCAGUCAGGAGGCAACAAAGGAUGCUUUGCCAGACACCAGUGGCAUUAUGGAGAGCGAGCUGUUACUUGAGUCACUGACAGGUUUCGCCCUGGUGGUGAGCACAGAUGGGAUGAUAUUCUACGCCUCAUCCACCAUUGCGGACUACCUGGGCUUCCACCAGACAGAUGUCAUGCACCAGAACGUGUUUGAUUACAUCCAUGUUGAGGACCGGAGUGAGUUCCAGCAGCAGCUACACUGGGCAAUGAAGCCUGAACUGCAGUGCCCCAACCCAGACAUCCACUCACCCACAGUGACUGGUGAGGACUUUUCAGUCAGCCUCUUCAGUCCUGAGAAGGGGGAUGACAUUCCGGUAGAGUUCCAGUGCUUCCUGCAACGCUGUUUUAUCUCUCGCCUGCGCUGCCUGCUGGACAGCACAUCUGGCUUCCUGACCAUGCAGUUCCAAGGCCGGCUCAAGUUCCUUCAGGGCCAGAGAAGAAAAACAACAUCAGGUGCCACUCUUCCACCUCAGCUGGCCCUCUUCUGCGUAGCUGCACCCGUAGUGAAACCCAUCAUUGCGGAGGUCAAGUCAAGGGCUACAAUGAUAAAGAGCAAACAGAAGAAUGUCACCCAGUCUGUUGCUGAGCCCAGCUGUGAGAGAAGGCACCUGAACACCGGAAGAAUGACUGACGGAGGAGGUGUGUUGCUAGUUAACCACACACCCUGGACACUUCUAUCCAAGGAUGGCAUCAGAUGCCAGAGCAAAGGGCUCUAUAUCAAGGAGGAGCCCUUGAACUUCAGCGAGUCUUCUGAUGACAGGCAGAAAGGUUGGGGCCCAGAAGGCCCGUGGGCACUGUGCCCGGCUUCAGGAUCCAUAAUAGUGGGUCCAAAUCUUGGCCAUGUUCGGAACAGACUUGGCAAGUGUGAUCAUUUUGUGAAAGGUGGAACCUAUCAGUUGUCGCCCUCUUGCUGUGAUAACUGCUGUGAGCCUUACCUGCCUAAGGUGAACCCAGAUAUGGGAUGUUAUCACAUGGAUGGCAUCAAAAAAGAGAGUGGGUCCUUAGUCGAAGGUGAGUGCUAUGGUAAUCAUGUGGUUCCGAAUGUUCCCAUCAAAACUGAACAGGAUUUGGACUUGGACAGCAGCUGUGGUGCGUACGGGGGAUCCCACAGUCAGAUGUGGAUGUUCAAAGGACCUGCGGAAAAACACUAUGACGUGUGCUAUGACCGAGGACUUCAGGUGAAGGUGGAGUCAGAUUAUUGCAAUCAGUAUUCCUCUUGUCAGCGGCACAGAACAAGUCUCAGUUCUACUUUCAGUGGGCUCUUCACAAAUAUGGACCAGAGGGACCAGGAGCCAGAUAAAUGCCUUUCCAGCAAACAUCUGGCCCAGUUCAGCCCCGAGCACUAUUCCCAUGCAGAUGGUCAGGGCAGAAAUUUUAUGGAGGGUCGCAUUUACAGGAGCUCCUCUCUAGAUGAAAAAGGUUACAUGCAACAGGACUACAAGUUAACCUAUGAGUUCAGGAGUCAUGGCCUGGUCCAUUCAAUCAAACGUGAGCCUAUGGACUCACCACCCUGGACAGACAGUAAUCAUGACAUUAACCAAGUAAAAUGCCCCAAGAACAAGCAAGAGCUGAAGAUUGAGGAAGUGGAUGCCUGGCAGAUCAUCACCAGGGAAGUCCAGGCUUCAGGCAGUCAUUGA